Molecule: messenger RNA, 2060 nt
Organism: Periophthalmus magnuspinnatus
Lineage: Eukaryota; Metazoa; Chordata; Actinopteri; Gobiiformes; Gobiidae
Gene: lnpka
Product: limb and neural patterns a
Exons: 13
Coding region: 182-1396 (404 amino acids)
Biological process (GO): endoplasmic reticulum tubular network organization
Cellular component (GO): endoplasmic reticulum tubular network
Source: RefSeq, a predicted model, not a curated record
GCUACACACCCUCUGUACUUUUUCUGUUUAAAUCGACAGCCUCUCUACUGCAUGUACCACACUGACAGACAGGAGUACUGUGAAAAAGCAGCGAUCCAGAAUCCGAACAAGCAUUUCUAAGCUAAAUUAAGACUGUACCCUUGUCACAAGUUCCCUGAGAAGCGCUCACUCCCUCAUUACCAUGGGGGGCGUCUUAUCCCGGUGGAGGACAAAACAGUCCACUGUAGAGGUUCUGGAAGGAAUUGAAAAGGAAAUCCAGGCCCUUGAAGAAUACAGUGCAAAAAAUCAACGGCAGCUGAAAAUAUGGGUUGGCCGCCUCCUGCUUUACUCUUCAAUACUUUACCUUUUCACUUGUCUGGUAGUGUAUUUUUGGUACCUACCUGAACAGUUGAUGGGUCGGCUCAUAUUGUGUCUUCCCUUUUUGUUUUUCCCUCUUUUAGUUUGGUUACUUCGAAAAGUUCUUGUUUUUGUUUUUUCUCGACGAACAGAAAGAAAUAAUGAAAAGUUGGAGGAUCUUAAGGAGCAAAAAAGAAAAAUUCUAGAGGAAGUAAUGGAAACUGAAACAUAUAAAACUGCCAAAAUGAUCCUGGAAAGAUUUGAUCCAGAUUCCAAGAAAAAAAUGGAACUAGAAUCCUCUCCAGCUGGGCCGAUGAUGACUCCAAAACCAGGACAAGAGCUCAGGCAUCGCAGUGUCAUGCCGAAGACCCCCACAGUGAUGGUGAAUCCUGGGAGUACUGCUGCCCGCCCUCCUCCUGCUCCUGGGCCCACCCAUUCUGGACGAGCUUCCCACUCUGCUCCAGGUGGACCCCCAGAGAGAGGCCUGUCGGCUGUAGCUGCUCAGCAGAGCUUGAUGAGGAGGCCUGUGACCCCAGGAACACCUGUUCCAGGAGUGGGCAUGCAUCCACCUGGACCACCACUGGCCAGACCUGUGCUCCCAAGAGAGAGAGGCGCUGUGGAUAGAGUCAUUGAGUAUCUGGUUGGAGAUGGUCCUGGAAACAGAUACGCUCUUAUCUGUCAGCAGUGUCUGUCUCAUAAUGGCAUGGCCUUAAAAGAAGAAUUUGAGUAUAUUGCCUUCCGAUGUGCGUAUUGUUACUUUCUGAAUCCUGCAAAGAAGACACGACCCCAGGCUCCUAGACUACCAGAGAGUCCAGCUGAGCACAGGAUGUCUCCCACUCCUCAUCUGCCUCCUCCUGCGGCCGAUGGAGAUGAGGAUGUGUCUGUAGUAGGGAAGUGCAAACUUGCUGAUGAGUCUGAUAAAGCAGAGCCACAAGAGCCAGGGACACCCACCACUGAGUGCCUCUCUGCCUCAGACGACCAGCACAGCCCUGAAUCACAAGAGGUGCAGUGUGAGAAGUCCGACGUAGAGCACGAUGAAUCUGCCAUGGAGGUGGAAUAGAACAACACAAGUCACUCAGUUAAGCCAUCUGCUUUUAGAAAUACUAUACAAAUGAAUGAAAUGAAUUGUAUAAGCUGGAGUAACAUUAUGACAAGGCAGCAGUGAAUGCGAUUCUCAUUUGCAGAAUGUUCUUUCAUUUCAGCUCAGUUUUUAGUCAUGUAGUACAAAUGAAUUGAGCAAUAAAUCUUGUAGCACUAGCAUUUGCCAAACUAGCCCUUAGUUUUUUGCCUAUUUUCCCAACCUCAAUAAGGGUUCUAUUUAUUGUGUUGUUUGGUGUUAUGUAGCCUAACCUCCCUGGAUGCCUGCUUGAUUUUUCUCAAUGUUUUAUUUGUAUCGCAAGAAACAGUAGUAUAUAAGGUUUUUAUUUAUUUAUGUUCAUUGUUGCUGUACUUGUCUAUAGUGUUAACUGGGGUACUCUAUAGCACCAUUAUGGUGCUAACUUGUUUACACAUCAUUGGUACAAUAGGAAUGUAUGUAUUUAUUAAGUGGUCAAGAUGCAUUCAUGUUAGUACUGUUCGCCUAUCUUAUGUGCCUUUAUCCCAGCUUCCUAUAUUGUUGAAAGUUAUUUAAACACAAAGGCUGUUAUGGUCUCACAGGACAGAAUAUGCUGCAGUGAAUGUUGCUUUUCCUUUUUUCUUUAAAUAAAUAUAAAAUUGGAAAUAUU